CUCACGGCCUCCACGAGCGGCUUCCGGUCGUACCGGAAGUGACGUCCGGAGGCCGGUGCCCGCGCGACUCUAGAGGGCGAGGUGACCCAGGGACGCCGCCGCGAUGGGCCGCGAGUUCGGGAACCUGACUCGGAUGCGGCAUGUCAUCACCUACAGCCUGUCCCCCUUCGAGCAGCGCGCCUUCCCCAACUACUUCUCCAAGGGGGUCCCCAACGUGCUGCGCCGCAUCCAGGCGUCCGCCCUCCGCGUGGCGCCGCCAUUCGUAGUGUUUUAUCUUGUCUACACAUGGGGGAUGGAGGAGUUCGAGAAAUCCAAGAGGAAGAAUCCAGCUGUCUAUGAAAAUGACAAAUGAGCCCCUCAUCUGGAUGAUGGCUCCCUGUCCCUGAAAUCUGGAAGGUUCUUCUCUGGGAGAGGAGUCUGCGCUGUAGUGUCUUGAAGACACAAUAAACUUGUAUGGGCAGCACUGUUGUGAUCUUA
Messenger RNA from Microcebus murinus (gray mouse lemur), 477 nucleotides. It is a transcript of the gene UQCRQ, whose product is annotated as ubiquinol-cytochrome c reductase complex III subunit VII. Gene Ontology annotation, cellular component: respiratory chain complex III. Lineage: Eukaryota; Metazoa; Chordata; Mammalia; Primates; Cheirogaleidae. Gene Ontology annotation, biological process: mitochondrial electron transport, ubiquinol to cytochrome c. The record is from RefSeq and is a predicted model, not a curated record.